AUGAAACACCUCACCUGUGCAAUCAAUGACAGCCCAUAUGUGAAAUCGUGCGAAGAGCUGAUGAGCGCCUGUGAGGAGCUGAGCUCUGACAGCAUGGAUGUUGCUCAGAUGACCCUGAAUGCAUCCCUGACUGAGGAGUCUGCUCACAGCCCUGCCAGCCCGUCCAACCACACUGUCCCAAAUGAGGACAACCCGGCUGGGUCGAGCGACAAACCCUAUUGCUUCCUCCAGAGAACCAUCAUCACCUGGGAAAAUAGUCCCUAUAAAAGAAAAAGGGAUGAUGAUGAUGAUGAUGCAGAUGCACCUGCUGAAGAUGAGAAUAGAAACAGCCCAGACAUUUCUCCAGCAAAGAGAGGAAGGAGUCAAUGGCUGGCACUUUCGUUGACUGAGGCAAGUGGGGAAAUGAGCCCAGCAGAGUCACCGCAGCACAAACGGAAGCGGGAUGAUGAUGAUGAUUUACGCAUAACUUCCCCGGCAAAGAGGUGGAGAGGCAUAAAUCUCAACAAAGAACUGACAGACAGUGUCAAAAAACUACUCAACAACUCAGCAGGAGCCCAGUCCAGCUCGACUGAAGUAAAUUACCCGAGGAAGAGGAAGAGGGACGAUGAGGAGGCUUCAGGCUUGAUUGAGGAGGAUCACCUGAAGAAGAGGAAGAGGGACGAUGAGGAGGCUUCAGGCUCUGAUCAAUCUUCCACAGAGAAGAGAAGGAGGGAGACCUCUCCGCUGUGA
Molecule: messenger RNA, 729 nt
Organism: Seriola aureovittata
Lineage: Eukaryota; Metazoa; Chordata; Actinopteri; Carangiformes; Carangidae
Exons: 5
Coding region: 1-729 (242 amino acids)
Source: RefSeq, a predicted model, not a curated record